AUGGCCUCGACGUCCAAGCACACGCUCUCUUCGCCCGAGGCGGCGACGGCAACAGCCGCUCCGGCGCGUCGGGCCUCCGCGCAGAUCGACGCUGGCGUCCUUCAGCGAUCCACCGCCGAGCUCGAGAAGCUGGUGAAGCCGGUCGUGCUGCCCUCAAGCUCGCCCAAGGCCAAAUUCCAGAACUGGGGUCGCUCGUUCGUCAGCACGCCCGCCAAGGUGUUUGCACCGACCACCGUGACGCACUGUGCAGCGAUCGUCGAGCUGGCUCGACGCCAGGGUGUCAAACUCCGCGCCAUCGGGCGUGCGCAUAGCCCCAGCGACCUGCCCUUCACUACUGGCUGGGCGAUGCGCAUGGAAGGCCUGAAUGGUGUCGUUGACAUCAGCCACCAAGAUUGCACCAUCACCGCUCUGGCCGGAACCUACAUCUCGGACAUCCACGAGGCACUCGACUCGGCACAGCCGCGUCUUGCCAUGUGCAACGUCGGCUCCAUCUCGGAACAGACCAUCGCCGGCCUCAUCUCGACUGCCACGCACGGAACCGGCAUCCUCUUCCCCGUCGUCUCCUCCUACGUCUCGCAGUUCACCAUCCUCUGCCCGCUUCCGCAAGGCACGCAGCACCUGACGUGCAGCCGCCAACAACAUCCCGAGCUCUUUAACGCGACGCUCUGCGGUCUUGGGGCGACCGGCCUGAUCACAUCCGUCACCCUCCGCGUCCAGAACGCCUUCAACCUGAAGCAGUACUCGGAAGAGCUCACCUUUGACUCGCUCUUUGGAUCCAAGACCGGCUUCCCUGCUGUGCCCACCGAAUCGCACGUCAAUGCGGGCGCGUCGAUCGGCCGUCUGGUGAGCAAGAACCAACGUCUGCCUCCAUGCCCCGAGCAGUACCGUCCUUCUUAUCGAUCAAAAGACGCUGCCGAAAUCCAUCCGAUCCCUGUCAGCGCCAACCGCGAUGCGGACCACAUGGCACGCUCCGAUGUCGAGGACGACGAGGAGACGAGGCAGGCGCAGCUGGCGCUCGAGCAGGUUGUGGCGUCCGCACAACACGUGCGCCUCAUGUGGUUCCCGCAGGUGAAGCGCAUCACCAUGCUGCGCGCCAAUCGCACCACCGAGCCGGUCUCACCGUCGCCAACGCUCUCCGCUCGCGUCAAGGGAGCAUUGAUCGGCCACCGUCUCACCGAGCUGCUGCUCUAUACAUCGCGAUUCAACAAGCAAUGGUCUCCCGUGGCAGUUCGAUGGAUUCACGCACUCACCCACCCUGCCUUGCCCGCAGUUGACGCCAAGCCGACUAUGGCGCCGCAGAGCAAACGCAUCAGCGCCACGACCGAGGAAGCAGCGGCCGAGCUGGUCGCACCGAAUGCGACCAAUUCUGUAGCAGUCGUCAAUGACGGCGCACGCGACGAGCACCAGCAGCAGCUGAUCCGCGACAUCGGACAGAGCUUCGCGCAUGGCGGCAGUGUCGGAGCAUCGACCGAAGCAGAGCCAUCGCCGUCUUGGCUGCAGACCACCGUGGCUGCGGGCGACUUCAGCGCAUUUGCGCGCGACUCGCCUGCGCCGCGUCCGCUCUCGCCGAGCAACCCGGUGUGGUCGGAAGUGGGCCGCUCGGACCGCAUCUUCAACAUGGACUGCCUCUUCCCGCAGUACACCGACGAGUGGGCCAUCCCGUUCAACCGUGCAGCUGCAGCUAUCCGUGCGAUGCGCGAGUGGCUCGACGAGGAGGAAGCCGCGGCCGACGGUGACCGCAUCCACUUCCCCGUCGAGAUCCGCUUCACGGACGCCGACUCGAUCUGGCUCAGCCACUCGCAGGGACGCAGGACGUGCUACAUUGGCAUCGUGCAGUACCGACCGUACAACCAGCCCGUGCGAUACCGACAGCUGUUCGCCAAGUUUGAAGCGCUCAUGCGCCACUACUCGGGACGUCCGCACUGGGCCAAGGCACACUCGUGCUCGCCCACCGAGCUUUCGCAGCUCUACCCGCACUGGAACGAUUUCCUGGCCACACGCCAGCGAUUCGAUCCCGACGAGGUGUUUGUCAACCCGUACGUGGCUCGACACCUCCUCGGCCGCAUCGGCGAUGGCGUCGACACACGCGUCUUCAAGAGCCGACUCUAG
This is a messenger RNA of Moesziomyces antarcticus, 2109 nucleotides long. RefSeq lists its product as uncharacterized. The transcript has a single exon. Lineage: Eukaryota; Fungi; Basidiomycota; Ustilaginomycetes; Ustilaginales; Ustilaginaceae. The record is from RefSeq and is a predicted model, not a curated record. Gene Ontology annotation, cellular component: mitochondrion; membrane. Gene Ontology annotation, molecular function: FAD binding; D-arabinono-1,4-lactone oxidase activity. Bases 1 to 2109 code for a protein of 702 amino acids.